Messenger RNA from Anopheles arabiensis, 6166 nucleotides. RefSeq lists its product as uncharacterized. Bases 4217 to 5569 code for a protein of 450 amino acids. Lineage: Eukaryota; Metazoa; Arthropoda; Insecta; Diptera; Culicidae. The record is from RefSeq and is a predicted model, not a curated record. The transcript is spliced from 2 exons.
UAAACGGCGCUGCACUGUAAUACAAUUCUCUACUGGCGCACACUUAUGAAAGGGUUUACAAAGUAAUAUGGGGUACUGGGUGCUAUUGGCAAGAUAGUAUUUUCCACUAUAAAAAUACAUGGCCUUACUACAUGCCCUUACGAUAUAUUAUGUGCAUAUAAAUCGUACCACAUGCUAUGUCCAACAAAGCUCCGUGCUUUCUACGUGCCCCUGCCGGAAAGAACAAAUCGCUCAGGAAGGAUGCGCUUAGCCGCCCCUCCUGCUCGAAAGGGUGUCAUUAUUUUAUUAUUGAAUUCCUUUGACGAUUAUUAGAGGAAUUCCUCACCGACGGAAGAAGUUCGUGAGAAAAUUAAAUAUCUUAACUUCAUCAGUACCGGCAGCAGCACCCAGCACCACCUCGUUUGUCUGUUCUAUGCCCUUUUUCGUGUGCGGCUUUGCGACGCACAGAUAGACGUGGAGACGAGACCGGCAGCAGUAGUAGAACGUUUUCGUGGUGGGUCAAUGAGAUUCAGGCUGCUCUGGCGGGGUUAUAGUGCGUCAGGCAGGCAGGCAGGCAGGCAAGCAAUGGGGGGAAAAUGUAGGCUGAAUAGAGAUGAGAUAAGAUCCUGCUCAGCCCUUCAUCCACAUUCACUAGAUCCCGUACGGACGGACUUUUAGCUUUUGUUAGUGAUCGUACGACAAACAGAAUUUUCCACUCUCUACCCUCUGGAUUUUCUUCCUUGGGGAACACGGGAGCGGGGUACACGAUACGGAGGUAAACUUAAUCGUGGAAGCCCUAUUUGCCUAUUCCAGUUUCGCAGUCGCACGCAUUUGCGAAAACGAACCGAUGAUUACACUUUCGGCAAAGGGGAGGGUUUGGUAUUUUGAACUUAUCGGCCCGUCCGCUAUCACGGAAUUGAAAUCAUCAGUUAAAAAUAGCUUUCCAUACGGAAUGAAUAAAACGACAUUGGUAUUCCAUUUCAUUCGGCGUUGUAUCGGGAAAGCGGCCCCGGUUCGGAUAAAGAGGUGCAAUUGUCAAUCACUCUUUUGAAAUUUAGCAUAUCACUUAGAGAAAAUAAUGGUUCUCUUUCUAGCGCAAAUACUAACCAUUAACCAAAACACUUGAAAUAUAUCAUGUUUAUUAUUAUUUUUUUUUGUUAUUUUUACUUCAUUUAUUAAUGUUAAGAGAAGAGAUUUGGUCGUUUUAUACUGUUUUUAAUACAACACAAUUAGUUCAGAAUUCAUUAAAGAAGUGUUUUAUUAUUAUAAGUAUUACAAACUGUAACGAUCGAAUAGGCCUUAUCGGUGGUUAAGCCUCUUAAUCGUCAUUAAUUUGGUAUCUAAUUAUUCACUACAGAUAAGGCAAAAUAUAAUAAAGAAAUAAAUCGUCUGUCUGAGCUGUAUCUGUGAACCGGACACGCGACGGCAUCGAAGGCCGUGUGUUCGUUGACUGAGCCGCAGUAAUAGUUGGAUAAGAUGAGGAAAAAAUGAGGUAAACGGUGUAGUUAAGGGUGGAAGGAGCCAGCCAGCACACGGUCAAAGGCCUUCAGAUUUCAUGGUAACAAAAAUAUUAGUAAUCACGAUUGCGCCUCUCUCAUGUUGCGAAUAUUUCAGAUUUGUCGUUUGUCAGACUUUUGUUUUCAUUCCUUUCUGUUAUAUAGUGCAUGUGUUUUAAUAAUUGAGUAAGUCUCCUUAUAUUUUCAUCCUUUUUCUGACUUUGAGGCUUUCUGGGCAGUUUGCAAAUUAAAAAUACCUUCACUUGAUUGAUGAGGGCACUCUUUAGCUAUGCUUCUACUAAAAAUCAGGCCUGUAUAUUUCAAAAAUAUCUAAAAAAACAAGAACUUCAAAAAUGAUGUGAAUUUACCGUUGUUAAAUGGCUGCAUUUGCACUUGAUUUGAAGACAUAAAUGAUCUAAUUUUAGAAAAUAUAUCGAAUGAUUAUUUUUAGUUUUCCAUGAGUUUGUUUUUUUAUGCUGGUCUUUUUUUGCAUUCGCAUGGCCAAGUAGUAUCCUCAUCGAUGUGCGAAGAUAGUAUUUUGAUACGUGGUUUUAAAGAACUGUUCCGGAAACCUGAAAAUUGGCAGAUAUCUGGAGUAAUGCAUUCGAAUUAUUAAAUUUCCGAGCUAGCGCGACGGCCACUAUGAAGGUAUGAGUAAAUAUCAUAAACUGCUUUUUCCAUCUUCUCUUAUUUCUACAUAAUCAUGAGCUGAGAUUUUAAUGCAACAGGUGAUCAUACGCAACAUAGGAUUCAAUCCGUAGGCGAUUUUAUCUUUCCAACCAUUCUUCUCUAAACACAGACGCAGACAUAGCGAUAUCUCUUAUAUCGCUAUUAUCUAUUCUUAUAUAUUAAAUUUAUCUUUUAUUAUCAGUUUUUUAUUGCUCUUUCUCACUUUAUUUCCUUUGUUUUGUUAGUGCCCUAUUUGUUCGGUUGUGACCUGGUAAAUAAGUUAUUUUUUUCUCUGUAUUUUUCUGAGUAACAACGUCAGUCUUUCAAGUAGUUCGGUCCCUGCAAGGUCCUAAUGGAGCUCUAAAGUAGCUACUAAAAGUAAUCUAUUUUACUUAUGUAUGUAUUUAUGAAGUUUAUUAUUAUAGCCCUGCCGUAUUGUCAUACUUUUUCGACGAAUGUACAUUAUUUCAAAUGAGUGGCAUGUGGUCCGUCAGUGGUAAAAAAUAGUCAAACUCUUAUAAAAAUACUGAGAUGGUCAUUAUUUAAAAGGGGAAAACAUAUUUGAUUCUUUAAAACUUAUUUCUAUAUCUUAAUUUAUGUCUUUUACUGAUGGUAAAACUGUUUUUCCUCUUGCCUAGGACCAAAAACCUCAGUCAAGUUGGACCUGUCUUAGCCUUUUGUUGAGUGUCUAGCUAUCUGCAGCUGAUUAGGAAUCUUCAAUGACAUAAGUCACUUCCGCGUAUGAGGUGAUUCGGGCAUAACGGUGCUUGAACUUAUAACGAGCAUGUUGAUAAGACAUAGUCAAAUAUCACGACUGUUGCACCUAACCGUUUACUGGCUAUAAAAAUGAAUACCCUUCGCGAUCGUUUUCAUGGUACGUAACAAACAAAGUUAUAUACAGCAGGAUAAAAAACAGUGUCCUUAUUGUGCGGUGCCGAAAAUCAUAUCUAGGGGCUUUGGCUACACUAUGCAAUCGACACACGAAGCACUUCAGCAAUAUUCCUAAUCACGCAUAAUUCAUGGAUUAUUUAUUCUACACCUAAUGAGAAACAAUCAGUCCACGUCCACUUUGGAACAACCGCAGUAACAACAGCACGCUCGGCAUAACCAUUCAUCAAUGCGCGGUCCUGGAGGGAACUGAAAAUGCGUGUCAAUCAAAAGGAAUCAGUUCAUUUGAUGUUGGGUUAGCGUACGGUUUUGUCUGUCCUUCGAUACCGUAAACAAGCGUGCACUGCGCUACCUUCAAAGGAUGUUUACUAAAGGCUUCAUUGUUGCGAUAACGCUAGUACACAUGUGGUUAGGCACGUCGUGCAGUUUGGAGCGUAUGCUCCCCGAGGAUACACUCAUAGGACCGUUGGUUGAACAAGUGAUGCGUUCGCUGCUGUUGCGCUACUUUCGAAGUGCACGUUUGCUUCUGCUUGGUUGCUAUAGUGAGCUUGGUGAACCAUCUGACGAAUGUACAAGAAGACGAUCGACCUGGGCCUGGUUCGCAUUUCUAAGCCUACUUUGUAACACUUGCAGGGUUCUCCCUUCUUGAAAUUCCCCUACUGACAUUCACACACGAACUGGCGGAUGACGGAUUCAUGGAUUGGAUUCAACCGACGGUAGAAGAUAAUGAUCAGCUCAUCCAACGCAUGAACAGUACUGGUUUCCUAAGUGCUCGAGACAAUCUGUUUGUAAUGCCGGACCAUGCCGAAGUAGGAGUAGUGCUCUUGUUCACUACAGUGCGCCACUUUGCACGUUACUGUCAAGAUCGCCAUCCAUUGCAUGAGCGUGAGCGUUAUGUGCAUUCAAACUAUUUGGUGUUCAUACAGCAGUCAAGCUAUUCGCUAGAGGAACUACGCCCAACCGUUUACUGACUAUGGCGCUACAGCUCUAUUCUAAAUCUCGCCAUAUCUAUUGGGCCACUUACCGACCCAACGGCAGAUGGUAUAGUAUGUUUGGGGACCGGGACGGGAAACUAAUUUCAAAUUCUAACUCCUUCUUUCGUUUAGAAGCUACACUUCUUCAAUCCCUUUCAUGCAGAGGAAACCGAACAGCUGUUGACGUUCUAUGUUGGGGAGGAUUUUGCGAUGAGUCCUACCGCUGACAAUAAGCUAAACAUCUUUAAUGGCAUACCGAUACGCUGUACGGUAUUUCCACGAAAUCCAACACUCCUACCAUGGGACAGUCUGCCCGCGUCAUUCCGUGAGGUGCAUUACGUACAGCAGUCCGUCCGAGCCUCCAAUGGGUCGGGUGGGCUGGACGGGAUGUUGUUGGGCAAUUUGGCAGUGGCGCUGAAUUUUACUGCCGAAACGAUGGACGCCUCGGAUGGGCAGGAAUAUGGCUAUCGAUUGAAGAAUCAUACCUUUGUUGGAUCAUUAGGCGAUCUGCUGCAGUACCGGACGGAUGUAUCAUUUAACGUUCGCUUCAUGAAGUACUACGAUACUCACGGAAUCGAGUUUUUGCACCCAAUAUACUCUGACCAGCUGUGCAUCCUGUCUCCAAAAUCGUUGGAAAUUCCGCAAUGGUUGGCUAUUUUUCUCUGUUUUCAUCCGUACGUUUGGACGUCGUUUGUAGUGGUUGGAUUUGCCGGCGGUUACUGUUGGUACCUGCUGAAGCGCUGGACCUUGCGCAAAGUGAGUCGCUAUAGACAGCAUUUGCUGAAAGGGGAUCGGGCCCAAUACACUGUACUAUCGAUCGAGAUGUGGCUGGUACUGCUCGGUGCAAGCUCUACCUAUUUGCCAGUGCGGAUGAUCGAAAGGACACUUCUAGUCGCAUUCCUGAUAGCCAACGUUAUUAUCUCCGGUACAUUCCAGGGCACCUUAACUACAGCGUUCAGCACGAAAUCGUACUACAAAGAUCUGAACACGCUGGCAGCACUGGACAAGUCGGAAUUGCCAAUCGCCACCUCCUCCCGCUCGCUGCUCGACAUAUUCGGUAACGAUUCGCUCAGCCCAUUGUACCAGUCGCUGAAGGGGAAGCUUCAAAUCUUGAACGAAUCCGCCCGACAUCGGGCUGCGUUUCAGCGGGAUGUGUGCUGCAUCGAGCGUCAUUCGGACGUGCAUCUGAUCAUUAACACAGAAUACAUUCGACCAAACGGACAGCCGAUGCUGCACGUCGUUGAUGAAUGUCCACGAGUGUACUCGCUGGCGUACAUUGUUCGAAAAGGGUGGCCAUUCGCACCACUGUUCAAUGCCGCCAUAUAUCGGUUCGUGGAGUCGGGUCUGUGCAUGAAAUGGUACGAAGACACCGAGACGGCACUGAUCCUGCAGAAGCGCAUCAGACAGCUGAGGGAGCAGGAGGAAGAACCGGCACUUCGAAAGCUCACCAUGAUCGAUAUGCAAACAUCCUUCUACAUCAUGGGUCUGGGAAUGUUGCUCAGCUUUAGCUUAUUUAUCGUGGAAACGUUUGUCGGAAGAGGCCUUAAGUGUAGCCAACUCUAGAAUGGAAAGAAGCUUAUCAUACGUUCCUUUGUGUUUAGGGCAAAUUGUUUUCUAGUGUAUGCAUUGAAAAGCAAUUUUUGUAAAUAAAGCACUUAAGGCACAUUACAGGGAUUUCAGGGGUUCUCAUGUUAACAGAUCACGGAAAGUGAACUUAGUAUGAUGGGAAGUGGACUUUCCGAUAUUCUUGUUAGGCAGGCUCAUUUUGAAUCCAGUAGGCUCCUCCAAUUCCAAUGGCCCUGUCUAAGUAGGCUUCCGUUGAGUCCAAUUCCCAACACAUAAAGUUCACUUCUUGUACAAAAAAAGAGUCAAGAAAGUGUUCUUAAAUUACGAAAAAUCCUGUAUCGGAAUGGUGUUAAGGUAUUCUGCUGCACUUCCUGUUCGAAGCAUAAAAUAACAGAGACAAGUUAAAUACCCCGUAAAACCAUAUUUUACUAAAUUUCCAUAUUGUCAGCACUGGAUGGACUGGAUUUCUUUUUUGAAUUUGAAUUUCCACCACUGUUGAGGACGUUUGAAUAGGCGUCUAAUUCGCUUGAGAAUGUGAAGAACACGACGGGAUUAACGGUGCUUUUGAAUCACUUGCCAAAAUAUUAUCAUUUU